AUGGCAACGCAUCAACCGUCGACCUCCCGCGAAAACGGUAACGUCGCGAACACGAACGAUCAAUCAAUAGCAACCGCGGAGAUAGAAGCCGAAAUAGGUCGUCUCCGGAAUAUCACAGGCGAAAGCGCGCGCCUACUCCUUCCAUCUAGACAAGAACAGAUAUUAGACAGAGUGUUAGAAGCAAUUACAGGACUGCAAGAUAGAAUGAGUAGAAUAGAAAUUGCAAACUACGAUCGCGAAAAUUUCCGAAUAUCACGACUCGACGAUCAGCACAGAACAUUGAACGUAACGUACGGGCGAACAAUAAAUGACGUACGAGAACUGCGACACCGCCCAACGGGAUAUCUACGUCUAAAAGACGCACGCAGCUUGAUACCGGAAAUAGAUGGACACUCGCGUCAGAAGAUGCAGGAAUUCUUAAGUGCCAGCACGUACGCAAUAGAGAAGAUAAAUUACGCGGACAAACCAGCUCUGAUGGAAGAGAUUCUAAAUACAAAAUUGAAGGGAAAACUUCUAUUAGACUUUCAAACUAGAAGUAUAAGAGAUUUUGAACAACUGCGGCGCGAAAUAGAAGCCAACUAUUUGGGAAAACGCGGAACAUCACAUUUACAAUUAGAAUUUAACGCCUUAAAACAAAAGCCAGGAGAAAGUGCUCACACGUUUGGACGACGCGUGGAUACUCUGGCAAUGGAGUUAUACGAAUCGCUCAUAGAAAAACGCGACAAUACAAGUGAACAAAAGCGAGCCAUUUUAGAAACUAUCCAAGACCAAGCCUUAUUGAAUUUCAAGCUGGGAUUAAGAGAGGAUAUUAAACUAGUGGUACGAUCGCAGAAAUAUACUAGCUUACAAGAAGCCAUUAAUGCCGCGAGCGCGGAAGAAAAAGUAAAGGGACCGACUCUACGAGCCAACUAUAAUGAGCGCUAUAAGAACGGUCAAAAUCAAAAUUUAAAAAACACGGGCGUACAAUGCAGCAAAUGCGGGAAGAUAGGACAUCUGGGGCGAGAUUGCCGAUCAAGCAGAUAUGCAACUAAAUUUUCAUUGCCCAGAGCCGAAAAACCAGCAAGCAUAAAUCUCGCGGAAAAGUAUUGCACGUAUUGCAAAAGAGCGGGACAUAAGAGAAAUGAAUGCUGGUCCUUAAACGGACGGCCCGACAAGGAUCUGAAACAGCGCGCGAAACGAGACACCGAUCACAGGGCGAAGCGUGUAAACUCUACCGUAAAGAUAAGACAGAAUAAGCAGCAAAGCGAGAGCGAAGAAUCGUCGUACGGUAGCAGCGAAGAAGAAAAGGAGAGAAGGAAGAACGCAGGCUGCGCACGAGCAUCAAAUUUCGCAGGUGACCGGGAAGUACGCUAA
Molecule: messenger RNA, 1353 nt
Organism: Trachymyrmex cornetzi
Lineage: Eukaryota; Metazoa; Arthropoda; Insecta; Hymenoptera; Formicidae
Exons: 1
Coding region: 1-1353 (450 amino acids)
Molecular function (GO): zinc ion binding; nucleic acid binding
Source: RefSeq, a predicted model, not a curated record